Epinephelus lanceolatus (giant grouper) is the source of this 2681-nucleotide messenger RNA. It is a transcript of the gene mon1a, whose product is annotated as MON1 secretory trafficking family member A. Lineage: Eukaryota; Metazoa; Chordata; Actinopteri; Perciformes; Serranidae. Gene Ontology annotation, biological process: protein targeting to vacuole; vesicle-mediated transport. The record is from RefSeq and is a predicted model, not a curated record. Gene Ontology annotation, cellular component: Mon1-Ccz1 complex.
GGGCAUGUUGACUAGCAAGAAAAAGUAUUUCAGUCUUGUCUCUGCUUGUUCGCUGGUUGCAGUAAAUGUGACAAGCGAGUUGUGGAGCACAACAUCAAAUGCAGACAGCUCCGGAAAAUGAAAGGUGUGUGUCCCUGCCAUAAGUAGCAGUGAUGGAUGGAGAAGCCCAAAGGCCGACUGUGUCAUGGGAGAAUGGUACCCUGGCUCCUGGGGACCGCCUUCGAACAGACAGGGCGGAAAGCCCCACACCAGGUCUGGUGGAGGGAACUGAACCAGGUGCCGGUCAGAAGAGUGCUAUGUUCGUCCAUGCACAGUCUUUCGAGGAUCUGACCGCUGAUGCUGAAGACGAGGUUCACAGAGAGGCUGAACUAGACAAAUCGGAAGACUGUGCAGAGGAACUCAAAGUGCUGGUGGGAGAGAAAACCAUAGAGGAGCAGCACAACAAUGACAUAACAUCAGAGAGUAGGGCUAAGGAGGAGGACGUGUGCAGUGAGGCAUGGAGGAGCCACAAAAAACACGUGUUUGUGCUGAGCGAGGCUGGAAAGCCAAUCUACACCCGCUAUGGCACGGAGGAGGCUCUGUCCAGCACCAUGGGAGUGAUGAUGGCCCUUGUAUCCGUCCUUGAGGCCGACAAGAACAUCAUUCGUUCCAUCCAUGCAGAUGGCUGUAAAGUGGUUUUCCUCACCAAGAGCCCUCUGGUCCUGGUGGGUGUGUCUCGAACCUGUCAGACAGACAAGGAGCUGCUGCGGGAGCUGCAGUACAUCUACUACCAGAUCGUCAGCCUGCUUACCCUCACGCAGCUCAACCACAUCUUCCAGCACAAGCAGAACUACGACCUGCGCCGCCUGUUGGCUGGCUCUGAGUACCUUACUGACAACCUGCUGCAUCGGCUGGACCGAGACCCCGGCCUGCUGCUGAGCGCUGUCACCUGCCUGCCUCUGGCCAGCUCUGCCAGGGACGUGGUCUCAUCAAGCCUGCAGGCCGCCAAAUCCAAAAGCCUGGUGUUCUCCAUCCUGGUGGCGGGUGACCGCCUGGUUACUCUGGUGAGGAAAAAGGACCAGUUCCUGCACCACAUAGACUUGCACCUGGUCUUCAACCUCGUCGGCUCCUCCUCGUCCUUUCGAGAAGGUGAAGGCUGGACGCCUAUCUGUCUGCCAAAGUUCAACACUGCAGGAUUUUUCCAUGCUCACAUUUCUUACCUAGAGCAUGCGUCUGAUGUCUGCCUCAUCCUGGUCUCAACUGACCGAGAGGACUUUUUUAACAUGUCUGACUGCAAGCAACGCUUCAUGGAGAGGUUGAGCAAGCGCAGUGCCUACCAGGCUCUGAAAGAGGCACUUAAAAGUCCCAGCUAUUCUGUGGACCAGGUCGGCAUCCCGGAGCUCAGGCACUUCCUCUACAAAUCAAAGAGCUCAGGGCUCUACACCAGUCCAGAGUUUCCUGAGGUGUACAAGUCUGAUGAAGAGCAGGAAAGGGUGAUGGGAUUGUACCAGGACCUCCACAGCUGCUUGCAUCAUCCAACCAGACCUCUCCGCACCUUCUACCGCUGCAGCGAAACUGAAAACCUGCUGGCAUGGGUGACAAGUGGCUUUGAGCUCUACCUCUGCUUCAGUCCGCUGGGGACCAAGGCUAUGGCUGUGUCUGCUGUCAACAAACUGCUGAAGUGGAUCAGGAAGGAGGAGGAUCGCCUCUUCAUCCUGAGUCCUCUCACAUACUGAGCCCUCGCUGCCGGCUGACCUCCUGAAACAAAAAGCAUCACCCUGAACCUCCACUGGUCUGGUGCUAACAACAUCUGCAGAUGAUGCAGUUCAGUGUUCACGAAUUAUUGUCCCCCUUUGCUUCCAGGUUGCUCUAAUCUAAUUGACAGAUAUGCGAUGAUGGAGAUUGUGCUAUAAAGGUAUGUUAAAACUAUAUUUUAUCUGGCUAGACUUUUAUAAAUUUGGAUAACAACAACAGAUGAAAGCAGCAUCAGCACCAUCAAUGACACAAUAACAACAUGAGCGGUGGUGUUUGUAUGCAGCUGAAGUUGUUUCAUAAAUGAUUAUUUUACUGUAACAGACCUAUUAUGCCUCUGAGAAUAUGAAAAAUACUGUCUUUGUUUUAUAGAUGCUCAGUUCUUAAGAAUCAAGAAUAAAAUUUGAAUUAAAAACUGGAAUUUUUGAGGACCUGCAGUAGAAUGUAUUCUCAUUUCAACAUAUGGGUUAACCACAUUCCUGUUGUGUUUUAUCUUUACACGAUGACCAAUAACUGUAAGAACCAUCAUCAUUUUACCUCGAUGCACUUUCUUUAUGCAAAACGCACUCCAAAAGAAAUGUGUUCAUGGGUAUGUUUACUGCUGUGAUUUGUUUAUGUUUACAUGUUUUGUUUAUGUCAAUGUAAAGGAAUCUUAAUUUCAGUCCAUUAAUCUUCCAGUGUCCAUUAGAAUUUUCCUUAAUUUGCCUUAACAUGCAUAUUAAUCAAGAAAAGUAUUGUAUGAGAUUUUACCUGCUUGUGUCUAAUCAUGAAGGUUCACUGUAUUUCACGGGAUCCUGCUUUGCUUCGGGAAUCCAAAGUUGCCAUGUCUGCCUCCACUAAUCAUGCCUUAACUAAUGGUCUUUGUACAAAGCCAGUGUGGCUGCUGCACAAUUCCAUAAUUAUUAGAUAGAAAUAAAAUUAUGGCUGAUAAUAAAACAGACUCCCUAUUA